Ceratina calcarata is the source of this 2126-nucleotide messenger RNA. Its product is annotated as sorbitol dehydrogenase. Lineage: Eukaryota; Metazoa; Arthropoda; Insecta; Hymenoptera; Apidae. The record is from RefSeq and is a predicted model, not a curated record. Gene Ontology annotation, biological process: D-sorbitol catabolic process. The transcript has 8 exons. Gene Ontology annotation, molecular function: zinc ion binding; L-iditol 2-dehydrogenase (NAD+) activity. The coding region runs from base 131 to 1177 and encodes 348 amino acids.
GCGCACGGUCCUCUUAUAUAUAGACUCGCGGCGCGCGCUCUUUCCUAGUUCCGAAUUACGUUUCAGCACUAGCAGCAACUUUCGUUAAAUUUUACUCGUCGUCAUCGUGACACUCGUGGAAGCUUUCAUCAUGGCCAAGGACAAUCUCACAGCCAUCCAGUACGGUAUCAACGACAUCAGACUGGAACAGACUCCUAUCGAAGAGCCCAACGAAAAUGAGGUGCUCCUUCAGAUGGGUUGCGUCGGGAUUUGUGGUUCCGACGUUCACUAUAUGGUACAUGGAAGAAUCGGUGACUUCGUGGUGCGACAACCUAUGAUAAUAGGCCACGAGUCUUCUGGUGUCGUCGCCAAACUCGGGAAGAACGUGACUAAUUUGAAGGUGGGCGACAGAGUGGCUAUCGAGCCUGGAGUACCUUGCCGGAAUUGCAGCUUUUGUAAAGGGGGACGAUACAAUCUGUGCAAGGACGUUGUGUUCUUGGCCACUCCUCCGGUUCACGGCAGCUUGAGACGUUAUUACAAACACGCUGCUGAUUUUUGCUUCAAGUUACCAGACCAUGUAACUUUGGAAGAAGGAGCGCUGUUGGAGCCGUUGUCCGUCGGAGUUCACGCCUGCAAGCGUGCGAACAUUGGCAUUGGAUCGAAGGUGUUGAUCUUGGGUGCCGGGCCGAUCGGUCUGGUCACCUUACUGGUUGCAAAAGCUAUGGGUGCCAGCAAAAUUCUUAUUACUGAUCUGGAACAGGACAGAUUGAACCUGGCCAAGGAAUUGGGUGCCGAUUAUACUUUGUUGGUGACCAGGCAAGACAAGGAGGAUGAAAAUGUGCGCAAGAUUCAUCAGCUUCUUGGAGAGGAGCCUGACAAGACGAUCGAUGCUUCCGGAGCUCAGUCUUCGAUUCGUCUGGCAAUUUUUGGAACCAAAUCCGGCGGAGUGGCAGUUAUGGUUGGAAUGGGCGCACCGGAAGUUCAGAUUCCUCUGAUCAACGCGCUCAUCAGGGAAGUCGACAUUCGAGGAGUGUUCCGAUACGCAAACGAUUACGCCGAUGCGUUGGAUCUGGUUGCGACGGGUAAGGUAAAUGUGAAACCACUGGUAACUCACAAUUACAAGAUCGAGGAGACCGUGCAAGCCUUCGAAACUGCCAAAGCGGGACAGGGCGUCAUCAAGGUGAUGAUCCAUUGUUAGAAAUUCUUGUGUGUAAUUUUUGCUCAUCAUCAAAAUCGGACCAUUUUUUUUCAAGAAACACACUCGCGCGCGCGCAUACACACAUAGAGUUAAUAUCAGGAAUCAAGAAAAACGGUCGUGCGUCUUCCGAAUCGGAACGCGUUGCACAAUUUAGACGUUAGAUAACAACUAAAUGAAAACAAACGUUAUUGUUGUUGAGUUGCUUACACACAAGAAUAAUACGAUGCCCGGAAGAACCGAAAGACCAUAUUAACACGUACGCGACGUACUUCCGCUGUGUCUACUACACACGUAUAUGUACAGAGUAAAACAGAUUUCAUUAAACACAGGAAAGUGGAAACUUUUUUUGUUGAGAACUUCAUGUCUUACUGAACUUCACAUCUUACUUGGAAAUCUUGAUAAAGAACAACGAUAAAGUUUAAUUUAUUGGUUAAAAUUUAGUUUCUUAUUUGUGCGCUCGUAUGUACAUGAUCGCGGUUCAGUGAUUGGACGAUGAACAUGUAUCUGAGAACACGCGAGACUAUUAUGUAUAUGUAUGUAUGUAUGCUAUGUAUAUAGGUACAUAUUGCGUGAUACACAACGGCGGGCACGAGUGGAUACGAGCGUUUUCUUUUUUUCGUCGCCGCUCGUAUACAUCACUAUCAUAUCUUAACUUUGUGAUAGUGAUAUCGUGAUAAAAAAUUGUUGCUGUACGUACAACUUACAUAGCCAGUUGCACAAUAUUAUUCUUAUGUAACAACAACGACAACGGUCGUAUAUUUUCGAUCUGAUUCGAGCCUGAUUUUGUUGUAAAUCUUCAUCGUCGAUUAAACGCGUUUCUGACACUAUCAUUUUUAUCCUAUCAAAUUUUGUUGAUUGUUGAGAUCGUUUGUAGUUCGUCGCGUCGUCGUGUGUUGUGGCUGUUAUUGCCGGUUGUACUGUUGUUAAUAAAAAUUGUUAAUAUGCAUAA